AUGGUCUCCUGGAACGUGUUUCGUCGCAAUGCAGUCGUCGAAGAUGGGCGAUCGCCAGAGGAGAAGGCUCUUGUGCGACGGCUGGAUAUCUUCUUGUUGACUUUUGGUUGUAUUUCUCAGGUUAUUAAAUACCUCGACCAGCAAAAUAUCAACAAUGCCUAUGUCUCGGGCAUGAUGGAAGACCUGCAUCUCUACGGCAAUGAACUGAAUUUAUUUACCACGUAUUUCAAUGUCGCAUACUGCAUCAUGUUGAUCCCUUCUCAGAUAAUCUUGACCUAUGUGCGCCCUAGUUUCUGGCUGCCCGGCCUGGAGAUCGUUUGGGGGGUCCUCACGGGGCUGGUCGCCAUGACCAGGAGUGCCAAGCAGAUCUAUAUACUUCGGGUGUUUCUCGGGUUAUGUGAGAGCAGUGCGUGGCCGGGCAUGAUUACAUUGUUUAUGUAUUGGUAUACGCCGACCGAACUCGCCAAACGCAUGGGCUUCUACCACUCGUGCCAGGCAGUGGGCCAGAUGAUGUCCGGAGCCUUACAGGCUGCCAUUUCUGACACGCUGGAUGGACACGGCGGGCUGGCCGGAUGGCGGUGGCUAUUCGUGAUCAACGCGAUCAUCACAGUGGUCUGGGGAUUCGCCGGGUUCUUCAUGAUCCCCGACCUGCCCAACCGGCCCAACCCCCGGUCAUUCUGGUUCACGAAAGCCCACGCGGAGCUAUCAAUGGAACGACUGGCACGCACCGGCCGAGCCGAGCCCAAGAAAAUGAGCUGGGCAGGCGUCCGGCGCACAUUCAGUGGCUGGACAGUAUAUUUUAUCUCGGUGCUGUACAUCGCCACGGUGCUGGGCACGUACGGCUACGUGUACUUCUCGUUGUUCCUCAAGGCGCUGAAGAACCCAAACGGCAGCGCGCGCUGGAGCGUGACGCAGGUGAACGCGAUCCCGAUCGGCGGGUCGGCCAUCAACGUGGUGUUUGUGUGGAUCUGGGCCCUGCUGUCCGAUAUCUUGAAGACGCGCUGGACGCUCAUCGUGCUGCAAUGCAUCAUUGGGAUUAUCCCGUGCAUUAUCAUGAGUGUGUGGACCGCGCACCCGACCACGGUCAAUCUCUCCGCUGCCUACGUAUCAUACUUUAUCUCGUUUAUUUGCCUCGGUACCGCACCUCUUAUCUUCGCCUGGCUGGCUGAUCUCAUCCCGCAAGAUCCCGAGGUCCGCACGCUCAUCGUCGGCGUGGCGGUCGCUGGGUACUAUGCCAUCUCGGCAUGGUCGCAGGUCCUCGUCUGGCCUGCGUCCCAGGCUCCGUAUUAUAAGUAUGGGUGGCAGUCGGCUUUGGCUCUGCUGGUUCUGGUGGUUAUCAUGACGUGCCUGCUGCGCUUUAUUGAUGUGCGCUAUCUCUUGCCCAAACGUACCGCUUUCCAGGCCGUUUUGGAUGCUGAGGCUGUUGGGGGGAAGGAUAGUGUGUCGGCGGGGGCUAAGGAUGACUUGGCUCAAGGGAAGGAUGCGACGCAAAAGGUGACUACUGUGGAUUCCGUUUGA
Messenger RNA from Penicillium alfredii, 1518 nucleotides. RefSeq lists its product as uncharacterized. Gene Ontology annotation, biological process: transmembrane transport. The coding region runs from base 1 to 1518 and encodes 505 amino acids. The transcript has 4 exons. The record is from RefSeq and is a predicted model, not a curated record. Gene Ontology annotation, cellular component: membrane. NCBI's taxonomy places the organism in Eukaryota, Fungi, Ascomycota, Eurotiomycetes, Eurotiales, Aspergillaceae. Gene Ontology annotation, molecular function: transmembrane transporter activity.